This is a messenger RNA of Malania oleifera, 1003 nucleotides long. RefSeq lists its product as uncharacterized. Lineage: Eukaryota; Viridiplantae; Streptophyta; Magnoliopsida; Santalales; Ximeniaceae. The record is from RefSeq and is a predicted model, not a curated record. The transcript is spliced from 4 exons. Bases 184 to 633 code for a protein of 149 amino acids. Gene Ontology annotation, molecular function: endonuclease activity; nucleic acid binding; zinc ion binding.
UUAUAUGAUGUCCCAUUUUCAAAACCAGGUUAAAUGUAUUACCUCUUAAGUUUCUUUGAGAAAAAUAAAAACAAAAUCCAGUUAAUUGUUUAACUAGUGUCGGGCCGGAGCUACUUCGAAGAGAGCUUGGACUGGCUUCUCGUCUGCAACUGCAAGGAGGAGGAGAAGCAAGAGAAGGCGUAGAUGAGCAAUUCAUCUUCGGCAGGGCGUUUUCGCGGAAGUAGUCGCAGUGGUGAGGAGGAGAGACCAAGGUUCUUCGACGCCAAGGCCAAGAGCAAGUGCUGGGCCAAAGCGGCUAUAGUGCCCGGUCGACACCCUGAGCGGUGGCGCAGAGAUGCAGCCGGCAAUAUAGUUUGCAAGCGCUUCUGCAACUGCCAGGGUUGCCUCUGCUUCGAGUACGAUCACAUCAUUCCUUACUCAAAAGGUGGUGAAUCCAUAGAGGAGAACUGUCAGAUUCUACAAACUAGGGUGAACAGGUUAAAAUCUGCCAAAGACUAUGUGGACAAAAGUCUUUUGGAAGGUUACUCUUGUGAUAUCAAGUUUAGUGGAGUAAUGAGGACAAAAGGCUUUGUGCAUGCCCAUCAUCAUCCCAAAGAUCACCAUGAUGGAUAUGGGGAUACUAAGAACCUAUAAGGUACUUGAUAUAAUUGAAAUGGCUGUUUAUGGGGAUGUAAUACGGCCUGGAAAUCAAUGCCGUUGCAGGACAGUAGCAGAAGUGCUUCGCCGGUACAAGUCUAAAGAUCAAACGGCGGCUUGCAAGUUGCCAAGUGAAGAGGGUUCUUUAUAGCAAGUGGGUAUUCAAACUAUGUUGUUGGACUACUUUUAAAAGAGUCCAAACUUGGUUUAUGGGUCAAAUUUUCAGGCAUCCUACACAGGCUACUGACUCAUACACACUGGAUUCAUUUGGGAUCUUAUUAAUUCCCCAUCUAUUGGCAAAAUGUUGUAAUUUGAUCUUUAUUGGAUGGUUGUUUUGUUUAAUGCCAUGUUAUUUUAUGUUUCUUUA